Messenger RNA from Desarmillaria tabescens, 1695 nucleotides. Its product is annotated as NAD-P-binding protein. The transcript is spliced from 9 exons. The coding region runs from base 276 to 1289 and encodes 337 amino acids. NCBI's taxonomy places the organism in Eukaryota, Fungi, Basidiomycota, Agaricomycetes, Agaricales, Physalacriaceae. The record is from RefSeq and is a predicted model, not a curated record.
ACCUUUAUUCCCUACCCAUUGGCGUUUGCCGUGAUCAUUCACUCCGUCUCUUCCAUUAGCGCGCGCCUAAGUAUGGCUCUGGGAAAUGAUUCGUAUGCAGACAUAGUUUUUUAAGGAUUGCAAUAACUGACUCUGGGACCUGUCUGUUCACCGACGAAAUUAUCUACGCGAUCUCUGCGCUCGAGCAACAAAGAGGCGACGGCUGGAUGAUCCGAGACGCCCAUUGAUCAUCAUGAAAAGAUUUGUUGAAUCACUGUUUUCUCCUCACGCCCAUCAUGUUCGAUAACUUGAAGAAUUUCGCAGGGAUGUUAUAUUUUCUACUCGCAGUCUUCAAGUGGGAUAGAUAUCGUAGCACUACAUUCGAUCCCUCAAAGGAUCUGCCUGACCUGGACGGCAAGGUUGCAAUCGUAACGGGUGGCAACACAGGAAUCGGGUUCAGCACCGUGAAGCACCUGGCGCGCCGUGGAGCAAAGGUCUACAUCGCUGGGCGAAAUCCUACCAAGGUGGCCGACGCCAUAGAGCGCCUCAAGGCUGAGGGCAUAACGGGAAAAGUGGAAUAUCUUCACUUAGACCUGCUGGAUCCACACAGUGCUUCAGAGGCAGUAAAAGGCUUCCUAGCUCUGGAGGAACGCCUGGAUAUUCUCGUUAACAAUGCUGCUCUUUUGAUCCAAGAUCCGGUCGAAUACCACUACGGCGUUGCCGACCAUAUGCUCACAAAUCACAUCGGUCACUUUAUAUUCACGACAGGUCUUCUCCCUGUCAUGAAGUCUACAGCUGAAGGAAAAACAUGCAGUGGCCGGAUUGUCGUCCUUUCUUCCGGUGGCCAUUUGUACGCGUCGGAGACUACGAGGUUUAGGAGUAUCGAUGAUCUCAACAAUGAAUAUACAGAUCAUCCAGCACCCUACUACGGUCGAUACUGCGCAGGAAAACUCGCCAAUGUCCUCUUCGCCAAAGAACUUCAGCGACGCCUCGAAGCUGAUGGAGCCAACAUCACUGUGAUGUCUUUGCAUCCUGGGAACGUUAAUACCUUUUCCUACGUGUCGCCCUUUCCACGAGUAACAGAGUGGUUGAUGCGUAUGCUGUUCAUGCACCCCGACAUUGGUGCAUACACCUCCGUAUUCGCUGCUGCUUCGCCGGUAAUCGACGCUGAUCCGCGAUAUAAAGGAGGGUAUUUGGAGCCUGUUGCACAACUCGGCGAAGCCUCGAAGACAGCUUGUGACCCCGAGGUGGCAAAGGAGUUGUGGCAGACGAGUGAGAAAAUUGUGGAAGGGAUACUUUUCCCCUCUUAAAUUAUGGUCGUUCGGAGUCGUGUUCCCUAAAGGAUUCAAAGUUGAUUCUUGGGAAACAGUAUCUUAAGUGGCAUUCUCGUUUCUUCCACGUUAUCAUUUGAUUUAUUUAAUGAUAUGUAAAAUUCUAUCUCUGCAAUCGUGAAGCAUGCGAGCUGUUCGUCAUCACUCAUGGGUCCUUGGUCGGCGUCUAUACGGCACAUCGUCGGAUCCGAUUGCGCCAUAAGUACCCGGGUGCGCUUCUGUAUCUUUAUUGCACACGCGACUGUUGUAUAUAAAUGCGACCGGUUUCAUCUCAUCAUGACAUCCGUCGAAGAUCAUGGGAGUAAAGUAGCUGCGAAGUCCGAAACUUUGGCUUUUCACACAGUGCAACCUUAGAAUUUAUCUUCCCAGUAAUGCUGCACAAAUA